AUGCCCGCUCAACUAAACGGGUCUAUGACCGCCAGCAUCCCCAUCCGAAUACCCGGCGACCAGACCACCGUCCUCUGCAAGCAGCACAAGCACUCGCGAUCAUCAUACUCGGAGUCCUCCCCACUCGCAAAUUCUCGAAACAAUUCCCUAACCUUCCGCCCCGUCAAGAGGCUAAUGUCGAAUCCCGACAAGACUAUUGCCGUCAUCAAUGCCAGCGGUCGGCAGGCUGCGUCGUUAAUUCGCGUAGCCACCGCCGUUGGCUACCAUGUGCGCGCACAGCUGAGGAAUCUCGAGGGCGUCGUCGCCGCUGAGGUUUCUGGCAACCCCAACGUCACUGUCUUUGUCGGCGAACUCUACACGAGACACAGCCCUUCCGAGGCGAACCGCGACGUUACCAAACAUGGUCCUCUGGCCGGUGUCGGCGUCAACUACGAAUUGAUCGCGAACCUGUUCCGUGGCGCCCAGCUCGCCUUCAUUAACACCACCUUUUACGGCGACGAGAUCCAGAUCGGAAAGGCGCUCGCCGAUGCCGCUAAGCGCGCAGGGAUCCAACACUAUGUGUACUCGUCGAUGCCCGACCAUGCCGCCUACAACCCUGAGUGGCCAUCACUACCUCUCUGGGCCGCCAAGCACGAGGUCGAGCAAUACGUUCGGAAGCUGAGGCUUCCCUCAACCUUUGUGUACACCGGCAUCUACAACAACAACUUUACAUCACUCCAGUACCCUUUGUUCUGCAUGGAGCUGCAGAGAGAUGGGUCAUUCAAGUGGCAGGCGCCGUUCCAUGAAGACGCCAAACUGCCUUGGCUAGACGCUGAGCACGACGUCGGCCCAGCUGUCCUUCAGAUCUUCAAGGACGGUCCUGCCAAGUGGCACGGAGAGCGUAUAGCACUUGCAUACGAAUAUCUCACUCCCCGGGAAGUGUGCCGCCUCUUCUCGCGGGGUGUUGGUCGUCCUGUGCGCUAUGUCCGAGGCCCCAUCGAGAUUAAGGUCCGAAUCCCCGAAGGCUACCGGGAACAGCUUGUCGGACUGGAGCAGCUCUUUGAUCCAAAUCGCAAGGAUGCCCGCAAGCAGCCCCCCUACUUUGGAGACCCCAGGGUGGAGAUCAGCUGCCCAAGCGAAGCUCUGGAGCUCUGGGAAGGCCCUCGAGGAAUGGAGGAAUAUGCGCGGGAGAUGUUCCCACUGGAAGAGGAGGCCAAUGGCUUGACAUGGAUGCUAGAUGACGACGGAAGCGACGACGAGGAUGUGCAAGUCGCAGCAACCUCGGUUGAACAAUUAAGAAUCCACAACGGCGACGACGACAGUGACGACGAUAAUGACGAUGGCCUAGUUAUGCGAGGCAGCCGAGGGCGUAAGCGGGACGAGGAGGAGUGGUUGGCAUAG
Molecule: messenger RNA, 1380 nt
Organism: Fusarium keratoplasticum
Lineage: Eukaryota; Fungi; Ascomycota; Sordariomycetes; Hypocreales; Nectriaceae
Exons: 1
Coding region: 1-1380 (459 amino acids)
Source: RefSeq, a predicted model, not a curated record